Messenger RNA from Neodiprion fabricii, 4491 nucleotides. It is a transcript of the gene MTA1-like, whose product is annotated as metastasis-associated protein MTA3. Bases 889 to 3732 code for a protein of 947 amino acids. Gene Ontology annotation, molecular function: transcription corepressor activity; chromatin binding; sequence-specific DNA binding. NCBI's taxonomy places the organism in Eukaryota, Metazoa, Arthropoda, Insecta, Hymenoptera, Diprionidae. The record is from RefSeq and is a predicted model, not a curated record. The transcript has 13 exons. Gene Ontology annotation, cellular component: nucleoplasm; NuRD complex. Gene Ontology annotation, biological process: negative regulation of transcription by RNA polymerase II.
CGCGUCCCGUGUCCCGCAAUGUUAAGCGGUUUAAAUAACUACUGAGUUUCCGCACCUAUGACUUCAUUCGCCUACGAUAACCCAGGGUGUGAAGUGUGCUGUAUUGUGAUGUACCGUGUCACACCGGGCGGCGUUCCGUGCGCGAUUUGUUGACAAAAGCUUGCCGAAUUCUGACACUCGUGUAACGUCGAAGUGAAAGCAGUACAUUACUCGUCAACGAUAUGAUUGCGGGAUCGUUUGUCGAGCUGGAAUCUUGACCAAGCCGAGCCCAGCACGGAUCUAGCUUGCUGACGACUCGGUGGACGAGUAAACGAGAGGGGUGAUAUUUCACGUUCGUUUACGGACGCAUGUAUACAUGUGUAUCGACAUACGUGUCAUAUGUAAUACCUGUAACGUGAGCGCGUGUGUUUUGGAGAGAGAGACUCAACGGUAUUAAAAAGGGAAGGAGCUACCGCGCUGGGCUAGUGGAAAAGAGAGAGACACAGAGUUGCGGGUUUGUACAGUGUGUGCUUGGCUCUCUUUCUCGCCAAAAUGAAAAUGGCGUUGGUCUGUUGAACGGAAUGGGCCGCCGCCAAAGAUGCUCGCGGUUCUAACGGGCACGUGAAAUUUGUGCGCGCGUCGAACCAGGUGAUCACAGGUCGAUAUAAUUCUCUGUGCCGUAUGAGUGAUAAAUAGAUAAUAAUCGGACGUAACCGAUGGACAUAUGAGGGUUAAAAAGUUACGAUGAAGUGACGAACGGAGCUAGGACUAGGACUAGCAGGGCGACGACAACGACUAGGCAACAACGACGACGACGACGACAACGGCAACGACGACUGUGCGUCUCAAGUGUCGGCUAAAGUCCCCUAGUUGUGGCGCGAUUGUGCGCGUUUGCAAGGGAGAGCGCCGAUGCCGGCCGAAUACUACGAAGAUUUUAAAACAAAUUUUCAAAGGGCGUUGCAAAUCGAUUCUCAAGACUCGUGCAACAUGACUGCAAACAUGUACCGGGUUGGAGACUAUGUGUAUUUUGAGACGUCGUCAACCUCACCCUAUCAGAUUCGUAGGAUAGAAGAAUUGAACAAGACGGCGAGUGGAAAUGUUGAAGCAAAGGUGAUGUGUUUCUUUCGGCGCCGAGACCUUCCAUCAACUUUAAUUAUGCUUGCGGACAAACAUCAAUUGGCAAGUGUGGAGCAGCAAAGGUCAGAUUCCCCUGCUGUCACCCAGAUUCAAAAACUGGAUAAUCCGGAUUCGACUAAGGACUUAACUGGUAGAGAUAGCAUUGGGAUGGGCCCUAAAUCGACAGCAAAAUCAGGAGGUAAAGGUGGUUGGCUAAAGGCUCCGCUUUCAGAGGCCCAGGAGCCCCACGGUGUGGACGAAGGGUCCGUAGGAAGUGGGGGAGUAGGCGAUCUUAGCGUCAAGCAACGACACCAGAUGAAACACCGAGAGUUGUUUUUGUCACGCCAGGUUGAUACGAUGCCUGCAACUCAUAUAAGGGGAAAAUGUUGUGUUACUUUGUUGAAUGAGACAGAGUCUUUGCUAAGUUACCUAAACAAAGAAGAUUCCUUUUUCUACUGCCUCGUUUUUGAUCCGGCGCAGAGAACUUUACUCGCUGACAAAGGGGAAAUCAGGGUUGGUAGCCGCUACCAGGCUGACGGAAUCGCUUCCGCUCCUUUGACAACGGUAGAAAGAGAAACAGACCCACGAAGACUCCAGGAUCUAGAAACAUUGGUUUGGACUCCUCGCCAUUCACUGACCGAUCGUCAAAUAGAUCAAUUUCUUGUCGUCAGCCGCUCAGUGGGCACAUUUGCUCGUGCCCUAGAUUGCUCUUCUUCCGUUAAACAACCUUCUCUUCACAUGUCUGCGGCUGCUGCUUCUAGAGAUAUUACGCUUUUUCAUGCCAUGGACACUCUGCAUCGGCACAACUAUGACGUUGCAAAAGCCAUGUCGUCGUUAGUGCCCAGUUCCGGUCCUGUAUUAUGCAGAGAUGAAAUGGAGGAAUGGAGCGCCUCGGAGGCAAACCUCUUCGAAGAGGCUCUUGACAAGUACGGCAAAGACUUUUCCGACAUUCGCCAGGACUUUCUACCCUGGAAAACAUUGAAAAAUGUAAUCGAGUACUACUACAUGUGGAAGACAACGGACCGUUAUGUACAGCAAAAACGUGUCAAAGCGGUAGAGGCUGAGAGUAAGCUGAAACAAGUAUAUAUACCAAACUAUAAUAAACCACCAUCGGGUACUGGGUCGGCACCUUCGACCACCACUGUAAUACCGUUAGGAAACAACAACAACAAUAGCAAUGGGAAAUUGCCAAAUAUACUCAAUGGCAGUAGUAAUGGCAACGUCCCCGGAGAUGUAGGGGCGCUACUGGUACCCGGUGUUGGUAGCAGUAAAGCGUGCGAAAGCUGCCAAGGCAUGCAAAGCGGACAGUGGUACGCUUGGGGGCCGUCCCACAUGCAGUGCAGACUCUGUCAGUCUUGCUGGACUUACUGGAAGAAGUACGGAGGUCUCAAGGUACCGUCGCGCAUAGAUGAUGCGGACUCUGAGAGGAAACGAGUAGGAUCUGCCGGUGCGGGAGCAGGUGGUGCUGGUUCCGAUGAAGAGGGUAGAGGAACCGUAGGCGCCCACAGGCCGCAUCGAUGCAGUAUACCGUCUUGCGGGAAAGAAUUCAAAUUGAAGGCCCACCUGAGCCGACACUACGCGAGCGCGCAUGGCGUCGACCUGCGCGGGACGGGCGUUGGCGUCGGCGUCGGAGGUGGUGGAGGUGGAGGCGGAGGUGCAGGGGGUGGUUCGCCGCGUCCGGUCAUGAAGACGCGAUCCGCUUUUUAUUUACGCACUUCCGCGCUAGCGCGUGCGGCGCGUAGGCUUUGUGCUGCGCAAUUGCGUACCCGUCACGCUGCUCGUGCACCCCAUCAACCGGUCAAUGCCACACCUCUCAGACAUUUAUGCACCUCGCCGCAAUUGGCCACUAAAACUCCCGGGGAACUAAGAAUCCUUGCCAGAGCAACGCGACCCAGACCACGUCCUCGCGUAACUGACAUUGCUACGCGACUCGGCGAUCAUCCCUCUCCAAGGCAACCUGGCGAUUGGGAUUGGCUCACCCUUACAGCACCUGCUCAACGGAAACAACCGGAUCGCGUCUUCUUUCCAAGACCUCCCAAGGCGCCUGACGGCAGCCUUCUGUACGAGAGAGUUCCCAAUAAACCUGAGGCUGACAGGCUACCUUUGACUCCUCAACCCCAGCCGUCGCUACAGGUGCAGCAGACUAUUCUUAAACGCACACGACCGCCGUUUGAUGAAAUAAAUGGGUCCGAUGGCUUUUACUCGGAUGUGGACUGGGACGAAGGAAUCGCUCUGAAUGCUGGUCUUUCUGGCGGUCCACCUGCGAAAAGAGCUCAUCAUUCACAGCAGCUGCAGCAUUCUAAGAGUACCUUGGAACACUCAACUCCCGCGGCAAUGCCUUUACCUUCUCCACUAAAUGGUAGAGCGGCACCUCAUCCACCUACUCAUCUCCAUGGAGGUCAACCACCAAUUUCUCGAAGCAACGCACGAAAACAAGUUAUCUCUUGGAUGGAUGCCCCUGACGAUGUCUACUUCCGGGCCUCCGAUCAGGCCAAGAGAGUUAGAAGAACGCUUUCGUCGGUGGAACUGAGACGGGCGGCGCGCAAGCCGUGGCGUCGACUGCCGCCUCCUCACCAUCCGGCACCUCCUGUUCAAAAGGCUCAACGAGGCGACGACAUGGUCGUCAUUCUUGAUUAGAUGUCGUGAUAAUGGUGAAGAUGAUGAUGAUGAUGAUUACAACAAUAAAUUUUGAAUGCUCUAUAUUGGGGCUUACCGAUCGGCAAGGAGUUGAGAAAUAAACUUCAUUCAACGUUAAUACCAGGGAAUAGAUAAAUUACCAUAACUGCUCGACUACAUCUCAAAUUAUGUUGUGCGUCGAGAUAUUCAUAAGCUCUCACUUGUCUGUCACCUUGUCUUCUUUGUGAUUACACAGAAUCUCUCAAUUCAUGUGAACACCAUUCAAGAAAUGUUGGUAAUUCUUGAUAUUACAGUCCCAAUGGUCACACGGCAAUACUGGCAUUAACGUCGACUUCAAAUAGUAAAACGAGUUAUUCGUAGUAAUCGAUUAUCGUUGUUAUUGAUAAUAAUGAUUAUUAUUAACUGAAUGUACAUAUACAUGUCUACAAACGUACGGAAGCAGGCUCGUCAAUAGAAGCACAUAUAACUGAUACAUCUAUUAUCCAUCCUCUACAUACGCGCAGUAAUAUGCCAUCAGUGAAUAUAAUUGACUUGAAGAACUUUAAGCGACGUUGGUUUUGAAGCUGAUAACACUUGGCUCAUGUGCGUGUUUAAAUAUUGAUGGGCAAAUUUUGCCUGAGUUGACCGUUAUAUAUUAGAUGCGGGAUGAAACAAAUGCGAGUGAAAGCGCAAGAAUGAUGAUUGUGAAUAUUUUUAUUAAAUUUUCAAGUUUGAUGACAUCCGUCGCAAAAAUAAACAAAUACAUAUACUUAAGGACAA